Molecule: messenger RNA, 1916 nt
Organism: Protopterus annectens (West African lungfish)
Lineage: Eukaryota; Metazoa; Chordata; Ceratodontiformes; Protopteridae
Product: zinc finger protein 160-like
Exons: 5
Coding region: 108-1799 (563 amino acids)
Biological process (GO): regulation of DNA-templated transcription
Source: RefSeq, a predicted model, not a curated record
UCUUAAGCCUCCAUUUCCUGGAAGCUGUGAGACAGUUUAGUUUCUAGACAUUGUUUGCAUCUUUGAACACAGCAAUCAAUGGUGGUUCCUGAAACAAGAUCAGAAUAAUGAAGCUGGAGAUUCCAGAAACGUUUGAAGAUGUUGCUGUGGACUUUUCAUUGGAUGAAUGGAAGCUGUUGAGCAAAGAGGAAAAAGUGAUGUACCGGGAGGUGAUGGUGCAGAACUUUGAUCACAUGGUGUCAACAGGAUUUAACAUCCCUGUGGAACAGCUAUUGCUGCUUAUUGAAAGGCCUGACGAACUACCACUCAAUGUAAAGGAAGAAGAAACGAGUGUGGGUCCAACUGAUCUUCCUGAAGUAAUUUCGAAUAGAUGUAACAUCCCAUUAGAACAGCUAUUACUGCUCUUUGAAAAACGUGAUGAACUUCCAUUUAAGGUGAAGGAAGAAGAUGUGAGCCUGUUUCAAACAGAUCUACCUGACAUCUCCUCAAACAUCGACAGGAAUGCAUAUUUCACUGAGAUCGAGAACUUGCAGUCAUCACAUGGGAAACACCACAACUCAGAAUCCAACAAAGCUCCCCCAGAUAAGAUGUUGCUCACAAGACAAGAACUUGGGCAGUCUGAAAACAGACACCUUAAAUGUUUGCAAAGUAAUGAGGGCUUUGUCACAAAAACUGAAAUAGAAAUGCAUCUGGAAACUUGUGCAGGAGAAAAGCAAUGCAGAAGAGUUAAUGAGAGCAAUGUAUCAGUGCUUGAUAGUAACAACUUAACUACUCAACUAAUUCAUCGUGAAAAAAGACAAAAGAGUGCCUUGGCAAUAGAUGAACAAAUAUCCAGUAGAGAAAAUCUGUAUAAAUGUGCUACAUGUGGCAAAAAUUAUACAGGUGAGAAAAAAUUAGCAGUGUGUACACUUAUGCCUGGUGGACAAGAGCUCCUUAAAUGUACCACUUGUGACAACAAGUUUGCAGAGAAUCCAGGCAUCAGAAAACAUGAAUUAGUCCAACAGCUAUUUAAAUAUGCCACAUGUGACAAUGGUUUUACAGAUAAAUGUUUAACAGAAAAUAAGAGUACCCACAGUGAGCAGAAACCCUAUAAAUGUACCACGUGGAACAAGGAUCGUACACAGACUGGUCACAUGGUAACACAUCAGUAUACUCACACUGAGCAACAACUCACGUGUGAUAAGAGUUUUAGACAAAAAGGUUCUAUGGUAAGUUAUCAGAGUGCCCUUAGUGGGCAGAAACCGUAUAAAUGCAUUACAUGUGGUAGGCGUUUUAGACAUAAGAGUGCUCUGAAGACUCAUCACAUUAUCCAUACUGGGCUGAAACCAUAUAAAUGUAUUACUUGUGGUAAGAGUUUUAGACAUAAAAGUACUAUGUCUUUGCAUCAAAAUGUGCACAGUGGGCUGAAGCCCUAUAAAUGUGGCACAUGUGGCAAGAGCUUUUCCCAUAGGCGUAACAUGUUAGAACAUCAGAAUAUCCACACUGGACACAAUCCAUACAAAUGCACCAAAUGUGACAAAAGUUUUAAAUAUAAAAGAGCAAUGGUAACUCAUCAGACUAUCCACACCGGGCAAAAACCAUAUAAAUGUACCAUGUGUGAUAAGAGUUUCAGACAUAAAAGUACUAUGAUUACGCAUCAGAUUAUCCAUACCGGGCAGAAACCCUAUAAUGCACCAUGUGUGAUAAGAGUUUUAGACAUAAAAUUACUUUGUCCAUGCAUCAGAAUGUACACACUGGGGAGAAACCAUAUAAAUGCACUGCAUGUGAUAAAACCUUUAGAGAGAAGAGUGGUCUGGUAACUCAUCAGCGUAUUCACACUGGACAGAGACCGUAUAAAUGCACAAUGUGUGAUAAGACGUUUGUACAGAAGAAUCACAUGGUAAACCAUCAGCAUAGCCACAAUGAGCAUAAACCGU